GGGAGAGCGGAUAUAGGAAUGCGGGGUCCGGGGAGAGCGGAUAUAGUCAAUGCGGGGUCCGGGGAGAGCGGAUAUAGGGAAUGCGGGGUCCGGGGAGAGCGGAUAUAGGAGAGCGGAUAUAGUGAAUGGGGAGCGGAUAUAGUGAAUGCGGGGUCCGGGGAGAGCGGAUAUAGUGAAUGCGGGGUCCGGGGAGAGCGGAUAUAGUGAAUGGGGGUCCGGGGAGAGCGGAUAUAGCGAAUGGGGGUCCGGGGAGAGCGGAUAUAGUGAAUGCGGGGUCCGGGGAGAGCGGAUAUAGUGAAUGCGGGGUCCGGGGAGA
This is a messenger RNA of Staurois parvus, 316 nucleotides long. NCBI's taxonomy places the organism in Eukaryota, Metazoa, Chordata, Amphibia, Anura, Ranidae. The record is from the annotation of a GenBank genome assembly.